Messenger RNA from Malus domestica (apple), 1892 nucleotides. RefSeq names its product phosphoglycerate kinase, chloroplastic-like. Gene Ontology annotation, biological process: gluconeogenesis; glycolytic process. Lineage: Eukaryota; Viridiplantae; Streptophyta; Magnoliopsida; Rosales; Rosaceae. Gene Ontology annotation, molecular function: ATP binding; ADP binding; phosphoglycerate kinase activity. Gene Ontology annotation, cellular component: cytosol. The record is from RefSeq and is a predicted model, not a curated record.
ACAUUUUGCCACUUUUUUCAAUCUCACAAAAUCAUCCAACACUUUGAACCUCUCCUCAACGAUAAGGAGGAGUCCACAGCCCCCCACACAAACCACCCACUAAAUCCCGUUGUUCUUCUCCUCCACAUCUCUCCCAGUAUACACAGUUGGAAAAACAACCACAUUAACCUUUCAUCUCACUCAGUCAACCUCCGUUUACUAUCCCACACCUCCACCAACAGCAAUGGCCUCCACCACCGCACCCACCACCUUCUCCCUCCUCCACUCCGCCACCACCUCCACCUCCCGCACCCGCGCUUCCCUCUCCCACGUCUCCCUCCCCUCCUCCCUCAAACCCACCGCCCUCCGCCGCCUCGGCUUCUCCGCUGCCGACCCCCUCCUCGCACUUCAAGUAGCUUCCAAAGUCCGAUCCUUUGGCUCCGGCAAAGGGGUCAGAGGCGUCGUUGCGAUGGCGAAGAAGAGCGUCGGGGACCUUACCGCGGCGGAGCUGAAGGGGAAGAAGGUGUUCGUCAGGGCUGACUUGAAUGUGCCUUUGGAUGACAGCCAGAACAUCACUGAUGAUACUAGAAUCCGCGCUGCUAUCCCCACCAUUAAGCAUUUGAUUGAGAAGGGGGCGAAGGUCAUCCUUUCCAGUCAUUUGGGACGACCAAAAGGUGUGACCCCAAAAUUUAGCUUGGCACCUCUUGUACCUCGGCUAUCGGAGCUUCUUGGCAUUCAGGUUGUCAAAGCUGAGGACUCUAUUGGUCCAGAAGUAGAAAAGCUGGUGGCUUCACUUCCUGAAGGUGGUGUUCUUCUUCUUGAAAAUGUGAGAUUUUACAAGGAAGAAGAGAAGAAUGAUCCUGAGCAUGCAAAGAAGCUUGCCGCCUUAGCAGAUCUUUAUGUCAACGAUGCCUUUGGGACAGCACAUAGAGCUCAUGCCUCAACUGAGGGAGUCACAAAGUUCUUGAGGCCAUCUGUUGCUGGUUUCCUUUUGCAGAAGGAACUUGACUAUCUCGUUGGGGCUGUAUCAAGCCCAAAAAGACCAUUUGCUGCCAUUGUUGGUGGCUCAAAGGUUUCAUCCAAGAUUGGAGUGAUUGAGUCGCUUUUGGAGAAGGUUGAUAUCUUACUUCUUGGUGGAGGUAUGAUUUUCACAUUUUACAAAGCACAAGGUCUCUCAGUCGGUUCAUCUCUGGUGGAAGAAGAUAAACUAGAACUUGCUACAUCACUCAUGGCAAAGGCCAAUGCAAAAGGAGUGUCUCUUUUGCUGCCCACUGAUGUCGUAAUCGCAGACAAGUUUGCCCCUGAUGCAAACAGCAAGAUUGUUCCAGCUUCAAGCAUUCCUGACGGGUGGAUGGGAUUGGAUAUUGGUCCAGACUCUAUUAAGACAUUCAAUGAUGCACUGGAUACCACUAAAACCAUAAUCUGGAAUGGACCGAUGGGAGUGUUUGAGUUUGACAAGUUCGCAGAAGGAACAGAGUCUGUUGCAAAGAAGCUUGCGGAACUUAGUGGGAAGGGAGUGACAACAAUCAUCGGAGGUGGAGAUUCUGUUGCAGCCGUGGAGAAAGUAGGAGUCGCUAGUGUGAUGAGCCACAUAUCAACUGGUGGUGGUGCGAGUUUGGAGUUGUUGGAAGGCAAAGAACUUCCUGGUGUACUUGCUCUUGACGAAGCCACACCAGUUCCUGUGUAAGAACAAUCUUUUUUCCUGUUUGUUUUUUUCCCUGCCCACCGUGUUGGUGUUUCAUUCGAGUCUGUAAACGAGAAAUGGCAUGUAGGAAGAUGUGAGUUCGAGUUGUGAAUGUCUGAUGUUACCUUCAGUAUAAGGUCCCAUUAUGUCUAUAUAAAGUUUCCAUAAGAGAUGGCGGGGAGGGACAAACGCAGCCGUCCGAGCAAUCUAAUAAUUUUGUUCUUUGCGA